This is a messenger RNA of Zasmidium cellare ATCC 36951, 471 nucleotides long. RefSeq lists its product as uncharacterized. The record is from RefSeq and is a predicted model, not a curated record. The transcript is spliced from 2 exons. NCBI's taxonomy places the organism in Eukaryota, Fungi, Ascomycota, Dothideomycetes, Mycosphaerellales, Mycosphaerellaceae. Bases 1 to 471 code for a protein of 156 amino acids.
AUGGAGACCGACGCUCUCGCACGGGCAGAGCAGAGGGUGGAGACCGACGCUCUCGCACGGGCAGAGCAGAGGGUGGAGACCGACGCUCUCGCGCUGGCAGAGCAGAGGGUGGAGACCGACGCUCUCGCGCUGGCAGAGCAGAGGGAGGAGACCGUCGGUCUCGCGCUGGCAGAGCAGAGGGAGGGGAUCAGCGGCUUCACGCUAGCAGAGCAGAGGAAGGGGACCAGCGGCCUACCCCGCCUCCAGAGCAGAAGGAAGUCACACCAGCGGCCUCCUUUGCCUGCAGAGCACAGUACACAAAACAUCCCCAAGAAGGCCGAUCCCACGCACGCAUUGCUGCAGCACACAAGCGCCCUCAAGAAGGACGAGACCGGCCACGCAUCGCUGCAGCGCACAAGUGGCCCCAAGAAGGACGAGACCGCCCACGCAUCGCUGCAGCGCACAAUGGUGGUCAGUUUAGGUGGUGGGUAG